UAUAAUAGUGAAGAAAAAAUAUAUUGUGGCUCCGUUUGCCGCAACCUAUAUGUCUAUAUGUAUGCGCGUGUGUGUCUGUGUGUGUGUGUGUGUGUGUAAUUAGAGUGACAAAUUAAAGGAUGCGGAUGUGCGGGCGAGAUUCAUGAAAAUUGCAAAUUACGCCAAAGUACCUAGAAGAGUUUUCGAUUGUCGCAGAGUCCCUCCGUGUGCCUCUGUGUGCGUGUGUCCCUGUCUGCGUAUGUGAGUGUGUAACCCAGAAUCAGAGCAAAUGCAGGGUAACUGAAGCUGAAGGACAACGACUCAACGAGAUGCCGCCGACAUUGCCGUUGUGUAUGCAAAACAACGAAGCAAUUGCCGUCAGCAGCAGAAGCCUUGAAUGUCCUGCUCCUGCUUCUGCUCCUGCUGAUGCUGAUGCCGACAGCAACAACUGAUGGAGAGAAGAAGAAGAAGAAAAAGCAGCAGCAGCAACAACAACAACAACGUGAACAUCAUGAUGCAGUUAGAAAUGCAGCGUAGAAUGCAUCAAAGGUGGCGAACAUAUAAAUAACACAAGGACAUGCCAUCAGGGCAAACUAUAUAUAUAUAAAGUACGUUAAAGUACAAGAGAGUAUAAAGAGUAAACGCACAUCUAGGCUAAUGACAAAAUAUUCAAUUUGAAAAUAAAUUUGUCAAAUGAUAUAUAUUUUCAAGCUUAAUGCAAUCAAAGCGGAACGACACGAAAAGUGCUCUAAGUGAAUUUACCCAAAUAUAAUUGCCUUGUGCCCAAAAAUAACACAAGCAAAACACAGACAAAACUAACAGCAUUCAAAACGAGGACGAAAGGACGAAAAAAUCACAAGCUAAGCAAAAGCAAACAUUCGUAACGGUCACGGAGAGUGAGACCUGGGUGGAAAAAAAAAAACAAAACCGUGGGCACUGCCAAGCUUGAGUGUCAGUCACACAGUCUGAGUGUGCAAGUGCUGACGACGUUCUUACCUGCCUGCCUGCCUGCCUACCUAUCUUCCUACCUAGUUGGCGCUUAACCUGAUUAACACAAGUUUUGUCCUUUAAACACACACACACACAUCCUGGCCUGGUAGGACGUUCAUAUGGCUGGCAGCAUCUACCGCAAACGAAGACGCCAUCAGUCAGCCAGUCAAUGUGAAUGUGAAUGAAAAGAAAUAGUAUUCAACAUAACCUCGCCUAAAUGAAGAAUGAAGAAACAAAAUGUGCGCACGAUAUCCUUGAUCGUGUGUACAUUUACAUAUUUACUUGUGGGCGCCGCUGUCUUUGAUGCACUCGAAUCGGAAACGGAAAAACGUCGUUGGGAGGCGUUGCAAGCUGUUGAGGACAUGAUUAUACGCAAAUACAAUAUAUCACAGGAGGACUUUAAAGUCAUGGAGACUGUGGUGCUCAAAUCGGAACCGCACAAGGCCGGUCAACAGUGGAAGUUCACUGGUGCAUUCUAUUAUGCAACCACAGUGUUGACGACCAUUGGCUAUGGACACUCAACACCCAGCACGGUGGGCGGAAAGCUCUUUACAAUGUGUUAUGCAAUUGUGGGCAUACCCCUGGGUCUUGUUAUGUUCCAGAGCAUCGGAGAAAGAGUGAAUAGACUGAGCAGCUAUGUUAUCAAAGCGGUGCGGACAUCGCUACGCUGCAAACGAACUGUUGCCUCUGAAGUGGAUCUCAUAUGCGUUGUCACGACGCUCAGUUCACUGACGAUAGCGGGCGGUGCUGCAGCCUUUUCGAGAUUCGAAGGUUGGAGCUACUUUGAUUCAGUAUAUUACUGUUUUAUUACUUUAACCACGAUAGGCUUUGGCGAUAUGGUAGCUUUGCAAAAGGAUAAUGCACUGAAUAGAAAACCCGAAUAUGUUAUGUUCGCACUGAUAUUUAUACUCUUCGGCCUGGCAAUUGUGGCCGCCUCACUGAACUUGUUAGUACUUAGGUUUGUUACAAUGAAUACGGAGGAUGAGCGCCGUGAUGAGGCCCAGGCCAUGCAGUUUAUGUCCAAGUCCACUUUAUGGACCAAUGAGGCACUACAAGUGGCUGUCAAACUGGAGGGCGAUGUGAUAACAUCCAAUGGUUCCAUAUUAAGCGGCUACGAAGGACACGAUGGCCAAUCACUCAACGGAACGAAUACAUCAUCAAUGUGUUCAUGUCAUUGUAUGUGUCUUAAUGGAAACCGACAUAAAAAGAGUAACAACUUUAAGAAAAACAACGAUACUGAAAAUCAGUACAAGUUGCGUCGCUCACCCACACAGAUAAGGCAUCUGCUGCCCGAGGUGGUGCCCAUGCAGCAUUUGAAUUAUAAUUAUGAUUAUGAUACGCAAAGUCUUCAGACUAUGGGUGAUCAUGGCGGUGGUGUUGGUGGUGGUAUGGACAGCAGUUAUAUGGGUGUCGAUAUGGUGGAUAAUACGAGUAAUGGUUCACCAAUGAGGUCACAUCAAUUGCUGAAACGGAAUGUCUCACUUUUAUCAUUUCGCAUAUAAAAAAAAUAACAUGAGAAUAAUGUGGUUACAACGAAUGAGUGAUCGAUCCCUGAAUCCCAUAUAUCUCUGAUCCAUGCCCUGCUAAGUAACAACAACAACAACAACAACAACAAAUUGCAAGUGAUAAAAAGGCUCUAAAUAGUACUUAAAUAAAAAUCUAAAAGAAAAACCUAAAUCUACUUAAAAUGAAAACUGAUUGUAGAACAGACUCUCUAUAUAAGGAAAAUUUGAAUUGAGAAAUGUGACAAGCAAAAAAAAAACAAAAACAAAUUGUAAUGCGCGAAUCCGUAAUGCUAUUUAGUACAUAUAUAGAUACUAUAUAUGUGUGUGUGUGCAUUUACAAUGUAAAUUAGUGCAUAAAUUAAUAUAGAACUUAUCGUGUAGUAGGGCAUUACUAGAGAAUUAUAUACAUGUAUCUAAUUGCUCUGUAUGUAAUUGAUAUUAUACCGAAUUAUAAGACACACUAUACAAUUGAAUGUGAACCACUGCCAUUUCCGUGCGAUAAAAACAAGAAAUUGUAUCUAAAAAAAACAAACAAAAAACCCAUGUUAGUCUCCUUUUCCCCCCUCCCCUACUAAACUUACUCUAAAUCGUAACACCAAAGUAAAGACCUCACCACCUCCCCCAAGCAUCCAAGAAAUGAAUGAGAACUAGUGCUGCCUCUACACCCCCUCGCAACAGAGAGGGGGCUUUCAUUUAAUCUCCACUACUAAGCAAAAUCGAACAGGUGUCAAAUUAAUUGCUGUAAAUAAUUAAUAAUUGAUUAACAAAAAGAAACACACACACACACACAUAAAAAACUAAUCGAUUAACGAAACCAAAAUCUCGUUUUAAUCCACUCUUGAUUAUAUAAGAUUUAAUUCUUAAAAACAAAAAAAAAAGAUGACAAAUUGAUAUUAGUUUAUGAUCCAUUGUAUGCAUAUAUUAUUAUAUAUUAUAAUAAAUAUGUAUGUAGUUUAGUUAGUUAGUAGCCGCAUCUUCAGCCAAAUAACAGCUCAAAACUUAUGUCUGUAGAUUCGAAUACACUCACACAAAUACAUAUAUCUCCAUGAUGUGCCAAAUGUUAAGUGAACCGAUGAACCAAUUAUGCCAAUUGAAAUCCGUUGCCAAUCGAAUCCAAGUCCCCCGUGUAAAAACAGACAGCAUUUAGUUUUUAGUUAUUAUUAUAAAGGUCAACACAAAUUUUGCAAUACAUUUACAAGUAUGCGAUUUUGUCUAUUAAGAAUUUAGAUCAUUUUAUAAUUUAAAAUCGAGACAUUAUACAAAAAAACACACACACACAAUCUGAAUUUCAGUCAAAUGCUUUAAGAA
Messenger RNA from Drosophila willistoni, 3782 nucleotides. RefSeq names its product two pore potassium channel protein sup-9 (gene Task6). The coding region runs from base 1194 to 2471 and encodes 425 amino acids. Gene Ontology annotation, biological process: stabilization of membrane potential; potassium ion transmembrane transport. Gene Ontology annotation, cellular component: membrane. NCBI's taxonomy places the organism in Eukaryota, Metazoa, Arthropoda, Insecta, Diptera, Drosophilidae. The record is from RefSeq and is a predicted model, not a curated record. The transcript is spliced from 10 exons. Gene Ontology annotation, molecular function: potassium ion leak channel activity.